AUGUUCUUUGCACCUCUCACACUGCUUGGUGUGUUUCCGGGAAGUUUCCACUUAGGUGGGCCUAAGUGGAAAGAGGUUCGUAAGCCUCAUGGGUAUGCCAUUGCCUUGAGGCAUGAUUAUGACAAUAGUUGUUGGAUACUUCUGCGUUCUCACGUGCAGGUAGAGGUUUUACGCGCGGGGAAACCGAGGCAUAGAACAGUUUUGUUCGCUGAAGGCCACACAGCUGUCAAAUGGGGGAGCUAUGAAGUCAAGCAUUGGGCCAUCAAGGCCCAUACUCUUAACCACCAUGCUGUAUUGCAGAAAUUUGAAAAUGGAUUUAAGAGAGGUGCAGAUCCUGGAAUGCCUGAACCAACUGUUUUGAGCUUACUUUGGGGAUAAAGGACUGUUUGGUCAUCUGGUUUUGGAAGCAGUCAAUGCAGAGGAACAACAUGGAAGGUGUGCUCUCUGGCUGGGAUAAAAGAUGGGACAUCGUUCAGACGGUCACCAAUUGGAUGGCACAGGGCUCUUACUUCUCAGAUGCGUCUGUGGCAGAAUGGAACCUCUACUGACUUAUUUAUGAUAGACUGUAUUAAAAUAAAUGUUUUUAACAAUGUUA
Odocoileus virginianus texanus is the source of this 595-nucleotide messenger RNA. The record is from RefSeq and is a predicted model, not a curated record. NCBI's taxonomy places the organism in Eukaryota, Metazoa, Chordata, Mammalia, Artiodactyla, Cervidae.